AGGGUGCGUUUUCCAUUUGCAAACUGUUUGCCUGAGAAAGGUUUUACCUUUUACCACACCCCACACUUGGGACUCCUGUUGGCAGUAGCUUGGUGGCAGUAACCUUUUGUUGACACUCGUCAUCAUAAAUUUUAAUAGCCCUCUCUCACCUGACCUAUCAGCUCUAUGAAGUGAAGGGCAGUGUCUGCCAUUCUAGUCCCCCAGUGUCUAGCUGUUGGGGAAAGUCCUUGAGAGGAUGUGACCACCAGCUGCCCAGAGAGCUGGGCCCUGGCAAUCUGACAGUUGUCAGGAGUGCUGGAUCCUGGGGCACAGGGCGGCUCCUCACUUGCUCCCCUGUCCUUGGAAUGAAAGUUCUGCCCACACUAAGAGAGGUUUCAAGAAUGCAGCCUUAAGAGAGCAAUGAGUUGUGGAGACCAUCUGGACGGUACACAUGACUGAACCCAGUUAGGGCCUCUAUAGAAACGGCAAGAUUCUGGCCUGUGGGUGUGGAGACCUACUCGUCUUGUGGCCUCGAACUUGGCUUGAUUCCAAGAAGAAAGCGAUCAGCCUUCCAGGCAGGAAGUCCAGCUCUGGUGCUAGGACACGCAGCCUACCGGACUGCCCCAGGCCGGGGUCUCCAACGUGCCAUGACCCUGCGGGACGUGUGGCUCUACCUGCGUUCAGCAACUUGAAAAAUUCAGACUUCAGACAGUGUCAGAAACUGCAGCCUCCCGGAAUCGUGUACAGUCCAGCUCUUAUGGAAAGCCAGCCUGAGAGAAGCCCCAAGCUCACCUGACGCAGAUUAAAGCAAAGAUCCCUGAGUAACUGCAAAUGCAGGAACACUUGAACCCUCCAGGGUAAAGAAUCUGUACCAGCAUGUCUGCUUACUACCGGCAUAACGAGUAUGAGGACGAUCCAGAUUACCCUGACUAUUCAGAGUCUCGGAACUACAUGCAGGGGUAUUUGAAAACUCAGCGUCAUCCAGACUCUCCAGGUCCUCUGAACAACUCAGAUUACUCUCAAACCAGGAGCAAUCCAUACUCUGCAGGCUCCAGAACAAGUUCAGACUAUUCCAGGUCUCUAGCAGGAGCAGAUUAUCCUGGAUCUUGGAGUCAUCCAGACUACCGUGGCACCAGGAGCAAUCCGUACUCUGCAGGUUCCAGAAGUUCAGACUAUCUCGAGUCUCUAGCAGAACCAGAUUAUCCUGGAUCUCAGAAUAAUCCAGACUACCCUGGCACCAGGAGCAAUCCGUACGCUGCAGGCUCCAGAACAAGUCCAGAUUAUCGCAGGCCUCUAGCAGGAGCAGAUUAUCCUGGAUCUCGGAAUAAUCCAGACUACCCUGGCACCAGGAGCAAUCCGUACGCUGAAGGCUCCAGAACAAGUCCAGAUUAUCGCAGGCCUCUAGCAGGAGCAGAUUAUCCUGGAUCUCGGAAUAAUCCAGACUACCCUGGCACCAGGAGCAGUCCGUACUCUGCAGGCUCCAGAAGAAGUUCAGACCAUCCUGGGUCUCUAGCAGAGCCAGGUUAUCCUGGAUCUUGGAGCAAUCCAUAUCAUCCAGGCUCAUCUAGAGAGCCAGACUACUCUGAAUCUCGACGAAAUCCUGAUUUUGCAGGUUCUAAAACCAGUGGAAACUAUGCAGGCUCCAGAACAAAUCCUGGUGAUCUUGGCUCCUUUGAAGAACCAGACUACCCUGGAGCUCCGGGAAUCUCUAACUAUCCCGGUCCCAGAGACACUUCCAACCAUCCAGGAUCCAGAAGAAAUCCAGAAUAUGCUGGUUCCAGAAUCAACUCAUCUAUAGACGUUCUGAGUGAGCCUGAUUAUCCGGGUGCUGAGAAUCAACCUAACUCUUCAAACUUUUUGGGGGAACCAGACUAUCCCAGUGCUGAGGACUAUCAGCAGUCUCCAAACUUUUGGGGAGAGCCUGAUUACCCACAUGCUGAGGAUGGUCGAGAUUAUGGCUCUUCAAAGACUCCAGAAAUGACCAGGGAGGUGCUCCGCAGAACAGCUCCAAUCCGGUCCUCAUUUCAUCAUCGGGGUGACAGCCCCGUGGGCAUCCUUGUGAGAGAGAAUGAAGAUGACCCUGAAAGCAUUGAGAUGAACUCCAUGGAGAUGGAAAAUCCGUAUGGCCUCUCUGUGCCAGGUGCUCCCACCAUUGGCUAUGUGAAUCCCGCGUAUGUGGGUGAAGGUCACCCCGAGCGAGCUUAUAGAAACCCACUGCCUAGGAGCGAUUGGCACCAGUCACCCCAAGGACAAAAGUUAAUUACAUCUCUGAUUUCCAUGACAUCCAGAGACAGAAUGAAAGCCAUCAGGAGUCAGCCAAGGACCAUGGAAGAGAAAAGGAACCUCAGGAAAGUAGUUGAUAAAGAGAAAAGGAAGCAGUCCCCUCGUAUCUUUGAGCUCACCUGCUGCACUCAGUGUCUGAACUCCAUUUCACUGGCAUACCGGAGAUCCAAGAACAGCCUGUCGGAGCUGCUCAGUUCCAUCAACCUGUGGCAGAAGGUGCUCAAGGUCAUCGGGGGCAAGUUUGGAACCAGCGUCCUGUCCUAUUUCAACUUUCUCAGGUGGCUUCUGAAGUUCAACAUUUUCUCGUUCAUCGUGACCUUCAGCUUUAUCAUAAUCCCGCAGUUAACCGUGGCCGCAGAGAAUACCCUUCCAUUCACUGGACUGGAGUUUUUCACCGGGGCGGAUUAUUUUAGUGACACAGUGAUGUACUAUGGCUUUUACACCAACUCUACAAUCCAGCACGGGGACGGUGCGGCGUCCUAUGAUAUGCCGCUAGCCUACAUCUUCACAAUCGGAGCCUGUUUGACCAUCUGCUUUUUCAGUUUGCUGUUCAGCAUGGCCAGGCAUUUCCGGAAAAACUUCAUUAACCCCCACGUUUACUCCAGAGGGAUCACUAAGCUUAUUUUUUGCUGGGACUUCACUGUCACUCACGAAAGAGCUGUGAAGCUGAAACAGAAGAACCUAAGCACUGAGAUAAAGGAGAACCUGUCAGAAAUCCGUCAGGAGAAUGUCAAGUUGACGCUCAGUCAGCGGCUGAGCCGCUGGUCUACUCACCUGGCAGCCUGGGUUGUGUCCACCAGCCUGGCCAUUGCCUGCUGUGUCGCUGUUUAUUACCUGGCUGAGAACAACACAGAGUUCCUGGAGAGCCACAAGGACCCCGGGGCGGUGCUGUUACUGCCUUUCGUUGUUUCCUGCAUCAACCUGGCCGUGCCACGCUUCUACUCCGCGUUCAGGCUGGUGGAGCAGUACGAGAUGCCACAGCAUGAAGUCAGCGUCCUUCUGAUCCGAAACAUCUUUCUGAAAAUGUCAAUCAUUGGAAUUCUUUGUUACUAUUGGCUCAACAUCGUGGCCCUAACUGGUGAAAAGUGUUGGGAAACCCUCAUUGGCCAGGAAAUCUACCGGCUCCUUCUGAUGGAUUUCGUGUUCUCUUUAGCUGACUCCCUCCUGGGGGAGUUCCUGAGGAGAAUCAUUGGGAUGAAGUUCAUCACAAGCCUUGGCUUACCAGAGUUCGACAUUGCCAGGAAUGUCCUAGAACUGAUCUACGCCCAGACUCUGGUGUGGAUUGGAACCUUCUUCUGCCCUCUGCUGCCUUUUAUCCAAAUGAUUACUCUUUUCAUCAUGUUUUACGUCAAAAAUGUCAGCCUGAAGAUGAACUUCCAGCCUCCGAGCAAAGCCUGGCGGGCCUCACAGAUGAUGACUUGCUUCAUCUUUGUGCUCUUUUUCCCGUCCUUCACCGGCGUCCUCUGUACCCUGGCCAUCACCAUCUGGAGGUUGACGCCGUCGGCUGACUGCGGCCCGUUUCGGGGUCUGCCUGUCUUCAUUCAGUCCAUCUACACCUGGAUCGACAUCCUGAGUCACAGGCCCAGCUACCUGUGGGUGGUCUGGAUCUACCAGAACCUCAUUGGGAGCGUGCACUGCUUUUUCAUCCUCACCCUCAUUGUCCUAAUCAUCACCUAUCUUUACUGGCAGAUCAUACAAGGAAGGAAGGUUAUGAUCAGACUGCUUCAUGAACACAUCGUUAACGAGGGCAAAGAUAAAAUGUUCCUGAUAGAAAAGUUGACGAAGCUGCAGGAGGCAGAGAAGAGAGCAAACCCCAGCUCGUUGACACUAGAAAGGCGAGAUGAAGAGCAGCCGAGCCCUUUGCACGCCAGGGGACAUGACGCCACUCAUGGUGAGUGACCAAACUGGCCCGAAGACCAGAUUUAUCCAGCUGACACACCCCAGACAGAGGGCAGAAUUGCUCACGUCUCAGUUACUCAUUCAAUUGCAAGAACUGACCCAAGCAGGCUUGAGCACAAACCCGAGAAUAAUUCUUGCUUUAGAAGCUGGGGUUCACAAUAUGUCACCAGCACCUGGUUUCUUCCUGUUCAAUUAUUGUCCGUGUUAGCUCCUUUCUCAAAAAGGCGCGUCCUAAUAAUUCGGUGCAAGACCGCUUUAUCGGCUUCUUCCGUCUUCUCAGAUUCAAGCCUAGUGGGCAAGCUUGAGAGACCCAGAAUUCUCAUGGUGUUUCACUGAUCUGAGUAGGUGAGGGGCUCCUCGUGACCCAGUUGCUGGGGCCAAGCAAACGUGAUGAUGUCAUUGGUCAGAUCUGAGUCCCAGGCUGUACAAGACGGGUGGAACGACCAUACAGACCGCAGGGACAAAGACUGGGGAAGAGUGGCUUCCGAAAGGAAAUCUGUGGCUGACGCCAGAAGGGCAAGGCACGCUGGGGAGGAAACAAACAAACCCAUUCGUCUGUAUUGGGAUAGCAUUUCCUGAGAGCAUCCAAUGAAAGGAGUUCAAGAGGCAGCACUGAAGAUUCUUGAAGAGCCAGGGAGGGCACGAGAAGCGGAGCGAUACCGAAGGCCAAUUUGGUCUUUCCCUGGGAGACGUGGGGCGGUGUGGGUCUGUGCUAACUUCUCUUUCCCGUGUCAGCCCCAGACCUGCGAUUCAGGCGAUCCGUUCAAGAAGAGAAUGCAUCAGCCUGACAAUGAGUGUGGUAGCCAGACACAUAUCAAAGGAGGAAAGAAGAUAGAAAGGGAAGCACUUCUUCCAGGAUACCUGAGUCUUUUGGAGCUUCCCGGAAUUCAAACCAUUUGCCCGGAGUCGAAACUGAUCACAGUGUAAAUACUGAAGUAAAAAUUGGCCAUUCCCUGCAGGUGUUUUACACUUGAACUGCUGAUUUUUCAACAGAUCGUAUUGGGGAUUUUCUAAUGAAGACUGUUGUAAUAUUUCAACUAAUUCGCAAAAACCUGGUAAGAGAGAAUGUGGGAAUGAUGUAUUUUAUCUUUAAGAGAGAUGUGCAUGAGUUAUCAGCCCUUAGAAAUCUCUCCUGCCACAUGCUCGCACACCCGGCAAAGGUUCAGAAACUGGUGCUAAGACGAGCGGUCCAGCCUGAAUAAAAAUGUGAUCUUCCAUCAGGGCCCCGGAGCCUCUGAUUUGUGAAACCUGCAAUCUGUUCAUGACUUUGAACUAAAAACGUCGCACGUUCCCCAAAGGUGAAAUACAUUGGAGGUCUCGUCUAUGAACUUUGUUGCACAUCGAGUACAUGAGUCUUUGGGGUAGGACUGGAACUCGGCCC
Messenger RNA from Rhinolophus ferrumequinum (greater horseshoe bat), 5542 nucleotides. It is a transcript of the gene TMC5, whose product is annotated as transmembrane channel like 5. Gene Ontology annotation, molecular function: mechanosensitive monoatomic ion channel activity. The transcript has 22 exons. Gene Ontology annotation, cellular component: plasma membrane. Bases 856 to 4161 code for a protein of 1101 amino acids. The record is from RefSeq and is a predicted model, not a curated record. Lineage: Eukaryota; Metazoa; Chordata; Mammalia; Chiroptera; Rhinolophidae.